Molecule: messenger RNA, 2979 nt
Organism: Ctenopharyngodon idella (grass carp)
Lineage: Eukaryota; Metazoa; Chordata; Actinopteri; Cypriniformes; Xenocyprididae
Gene: st6galnac
Product: ST6 (alpha-N-acetyl-neuraminyl-2,3-beta-galactosyl-1,3)-N-acetylgalactosaminide alpha-2,6-sialyltransferase
Exons: 10
Coding region: 610-1965 (451 amino acids)
Molecular function (GO): sialyltransferase activity
Source: RefSeq, a predicted model, not a curated record
UGUCACUGCGUGUCGUUUUUUGGGUAGUUUUUGUACGAGUGCAUCUUUAUGCCUGUUCUUUGAUGCCUGAAUGCUAGCGUUUGCACAUUCCUUGGUCUGUCUUUGAACAUCAUCUGACUUGUCAUGGUUUGUUUUGUUUGCAGUUGCUGUAGUCUGUUAUCACCAAGCUCUGAGCUGUACGUAACCAUCUCUCUCUUCCUCUCGUAUUUUAUGUCUUCCUUUGGGGGAGGGGGCAGGGGAGUUGACCAAUUGCUAGCAGCUGUUACUCAUUUCACAAUGGGGCCGCCUCUCUAGCACUGUGUGUGAGUGCGACUGAGAGUUGUGUUGUUAAUCUAGGCACAUUGCUGCUCGACUUCCCCUCACAUCGCUUGACAGGAGUUUCCCUUCAGACGUCCUCGGUGGUGCGGGAGACUCCCACGUGUGAAUGACGGAGCUCAAAACGAACUAAUUAUCUAGCAGCGACCCUGCCAACCCUUCCCCUUGAGGGCACUUUCAAACCCUUAUUUCAUCAAAGCGCCACUCCUUCCUCAGGAGAACGCUCAUGUGCUUACAAGGUGACCAGACGUUCUGGGGAACUCUCAGCAACUUGUGCACGAGGAAAGUAGCACGAUGACAGGCCGGCUGCCCCAGAGGCUUCUGCUGUGGUUCAUUGGGUUGUUGGUAAUCGCGUUACUGACUUUAAUCGUGGUGUGUGCAGCUAUGCAGAUCCAGGUGCCAUGGCAAGUGGUGAACCUCCAAAGCUUCACCGCGAAACAUUACAGGCUAUAUUCAUUCAAGAAGGAUAACAGUUCUUUUGAGUAUCAAUGGUCUUCUGAGAAUAAACUGGACACUGCUGAAGAACUGGAGCAAAAUUCAGUCCAGCAAUCAGAUCUUAAGGAUUCAUCAGAGUCAGAAAACAGCGCAAAGUCUGAUCAAGCAAAUUUAAACACAAGCUCCUUAAAGCCAAUGCCAAAAAAUGAGGCAAAACCCACUGAACCAGACUUUUUUGGUGACCGGUAUGCCAUGGAUGAUUUUCCUUCACAAACAAACUGUCCCAACAACAUUAGGAAGCGUGUGUCUCAGACUCAGUUUUCCGAAAUAUUUCUACACAGUAUUCCAGUGCUUCAGUGGGCAAAGCAUUUGACCCCAGAACAGUACCAGCGCUUGAGUCAAUACAGUGGAGCACAUGGCUGGGGAGGCAUUGAUAUUGAAGUGUUGAAGAGCUCACUGGGAAUUUUAAAUACAACCGCAAAUCGGUUGAUGUUUGACGACUGGGAGAAGAGAGAGAACAGAUCCCAGUGUAUCCGCUGUGCUGUGGUGGGAAACGGUGGAAUACUGAAUGGUUCAAGAAAAGGCAAGGAGAUCGAUGAACAUGACUAUGUCUUCAGGGUGAAUGGUGCGGUUGUUGAUGGAUUUCAGAAUGAUGUGGGAUCCCGGACAUCAUUCUACACGUUCUCAACCAACACCAUGCGAAACUCCAUGCGUAGCUAUGCUUACGUAGGCUACAGAGGUCCACCCAUAUCAAAGGAGACAAGGUAUAUAUUCCUGCCAGACCAUGACCGAGAUUACAUUCUCAUGAAAGCGGCUUCGACACACACAGUAAUUGAUAAAGGCCCUGAGCGCAGCAAGAAACCUCCUACGUACUUUGGUGAAGAUGUGACAGUAGAAAAAUUCAAAAUCUACCACCCAGACUUUAUCCGUUACCUCAGAAACAGGUUCCUGCAUUCAAAUCUUCUGAAAACAGGUGCGAGAAAAAUUUACAGGCCGUCCACAGGAGCAGUAAUGCUCCUGGCUGCUAUUCAUACAUGUGACCAGGUUGAUGCUUAUGGGUUCAUGACCCCUGACUACAACUUGUAUUCAGACCACUACUAUGACAAACAGCGACAUGCAGUGCAUUUUUAUGCCAACCAUGACAUGCGCAUGGAAAUGAAGUUGUGGCAAGAGUUGCAUCAGGCUGGACUGAUGAAUCUCUUCAUGCGUCAGUGAGCACAAACGGAUGGACGCUACACAUUGUACGGGGUGUUUUUUACUGUCAGAGCUGAAAAACCUGUGUGAGGUGUGUGCAGGACAUAUUCUUCAUUAUGCAUUAAGACAUAUUUGCUUUUGAAGAUAAAGAUAAUAUAUUAUUGCUCAACAAGGAAUUACGUACAGAAGCUACGUAAUCAACGCUCUGAAUUGGUUCUCUUUUAAGUCAAUUCAUGAGAAACAAACAACUGACUAAUGUGUCAUGGGGAGAGGGCUUGGUUAGAGUUCAGGAAUGACUGAAUAGCUCUUGUGUUCUUGGUCGCUGUUUGUUGACACAUAUUGAAUCAUUUCUGAGGGAUGAAUCGUGGUGUUGCUUUCGACCACGUGGAUUCUGUAAUACGUGCCUUGGGACUUGAUGGACUACCAUGUUGUGUGAGAAAAAGUCAGAGUUUAAAGGCUUCAGAGCAUCACACUAAAUCAAAGAAUAAUCAACCAAAGAUAAUAUUUUUUAAAUGAUUUUAUGUUAUAUUCCUAUUCAUAUUCCAUGGAGUGUGAGUAUAAAAAUGUAUAGAUGGUCCAUCCAAAAUGCACUUGUUGCCAUGUUGCAUCAUGUGUAAAUUCAGAAGUGUUUUCUGUUUUUAAGAAGAUUUUUAUUCUAUUAAGUUUACAACUUAAAUUUACUUGGAAGUUUUAAAGUGCAAUAUCUUAUGUUGACUUCACAAGCUGUUUGAAUCAAAAUGUGAAUUUCUUUUGAUUUAUUUUAUCUAUCCUGUUAAGGUCAGUUUGCUCACUUGAUGUUAUCUCUUGAAUGUAUUUAAUAAUUUUUAUUACCAAAUAAUUUAACUGUCAUGUUCUUUCUGGUCAAAUGAACUGGUUUAGAGAUUCACCACACUACUGUUUAGAGUUCAAAAAUCGCUCCACUUUUAUAAAACGGUUAAGGAUUUUUGUAAACAGGCACUAAUUAAUAGAAAAUGGAAAGCUGAUCCUACAGCAGGGUGUAUUUUUUUAAAGCACAGAAUAAAUCUUUUAAUAUUG